Messenger RNA from Cylicocyclus nassatus, 567 nucleotides. The record is from the annotation of a GenBank genome assembly. Lineage: Eukaryota; Metazoa; Nematoda; Chromadorea; Rhabditida; Strongylidae.
AUGCAUCGUACGAUGAGCCAUUGCUGCAGGAGCAGAAGAAACAUGUUAAAUAGGCCCCGCAAACGACUUGGGCAUCCAGCACAUCAUAAGCCAACUACGCACUUUCGGCUUGAGCACAGUCGACCAAUCCCCGUACAUCCGGUGCCCAUUCCGCCACCUCUUUCCGUACUGCAAACCACCGCGUCUCCGUCGCCGUCGUUGUCAGAAGCGCACCUUCCUUACGACUGCCCCACCAACGUGGAUUACGCACUGGAUUGUUGUGGUAACUAUGUGAGAUGUGCGAACGGCAUCGUUUACAGGAUGAAAUGCUCUCAGGGAUUGGUUUUCGAUCAGAUUAGACAGUACUGUGACUACCCACAACAUGUAGCGCAGGAUGCAGUACCAGCCAAGCUCCUUCCCUAUUGCCGCAGCCUAAACCUUAUCCGUAUCGGCCGGAAGAACAAGAGCCAAAGCUGGUUAGGCCUGCGCUGCAGUCGGCUCUAUUGCCGCACACUGCUAAUCGCCCAGAUCUGUGCACGUCAUCCUCAGACGGACUCCUUGGAGAGGGCUGCACCGCCUCCUUUAUAA